Molecule: messenger RNA, 6234 nt
Organism: Pelobates fuscus (common spadefoot toad)
Lineage: Eukaryota; Metazoa; Chordata; Amphibia; Anura; Pelobatidae
Gene: TMEM132C
Product: transmembrane protein 132C
Exons: 9
Coding region: 641-3919 (1092 amino acids)
Source: RefSeq, a predicted model, not a curated record
GAUGUGCUGCAGGGGCCACCAGUUUCUUUGCAAAAACAACUUCCCAAUCAUUCAUCCCUCUCCAGCUGAGCUCUGCUUACUCUGGGCACGAGGAGGUUUAGAACAUUCUGCAGACGAAUAAAGAAAGUUCUGAUCUCUGGAGUGUUGAGAAGAAUUUUUUUUUGUUUUUUUUAAUAAAUGAAAGCGUCCCACUAGCAGUCAGAAAAAAAAAUACUUCUGCAUCCACUUGAGUGUGGAUCAUUUGUUGGAGGGGCAGAUCAUUCCUCUUUUUGCAGGCUGCAGAUUUCCAUAAUGCUCUGGAAUAAUGGGACUGUCUGGAAUCUCCUCUGUGAUCAGGCACUGGAGUAACCAUAUUCCCCUGCCGAUAAGCAAGCAGAGCUUUGCAUCCAGCGCACAUGCAGAGCAAUAAAAGGGACUAACUGGAAGCUACUUUAUUACACACAGGGCGAUUGUGCUAAGACUGUGAGCCACAAAGGGAGGCUGUUAAUACUGGCAGUUACAAUACCUGGGAAGUUAGAUUGAGAUGUUCAUCAAAGCUCUCUAAAAAAAUCUCUUCUCACCCAUUGCCUCUGAGCAAUUUCUAUGCAACUGCCAUCCGGACUUGCUGGGAAUCCUCAGAUUCUAUGUGACAGGCACAGAGAUGGGCACGUUGGGGAUUUGUAACUGGACCGCUUUGCAGCAUCUGGGUUCAGUCAUAGGUUUAAUACUUGGAAUGCUAUUUUGUAAAGUGACACAAUCAAGAGGAAUUCCAGACAACUUCCAGAGGUUUUCAGCAUCACCAUCAUAUCUCCCUGUAACAUAUAGAAUAGAAGGCGCUGAAACUACCUUUCUUUUGAAGGAACUUAGCCAGGAUUUCAUGAGGAACUCCAGUUUACAGUCUAGAAUAGAGUCCUUUUUCAUUCAUAAGGCUCGAAGAACUCCCAUUUUGAAUGCUAGUUAUGGACCCUUUUCUGCAGAGCAAGGCAUUCCAGAAGAUCUUCUACUAAAUUCUCGUGUCUUUGGGUCCACCAAGUUUACUUUCAAUUGGAUGCUCAAAGCCUAUAUCAUUAAUGAUAAGGUUUAUCCCAACAAACCAAAAGUACAAGUCUUAUUUUACAUUGCAGGCAGAGAUUGGGAUAAUUACAGUGCAACUGAAAAACUUCCUUGUCUCAAAUUGUUUGCAAUUCGGGAAACUAGAGAGGCUAAAGGAAGCUGUAGGUUGCAAGGGAUCCUCGGACUCUGUGUGGCAGAGUUGGAAUUCCUUCCAUCAUGGUUUAAUUCACCUCCUGGUACCAGUCGUAAGAGAAAUUUUGACCUGUCUGAGGGGAUACCUAUAGAACUUUACUUCAGUAUCCAGUCAGAGGAAGAGAAAAUGGAAUGUACACCCGAGGAAGCAAGGAAAGGAAAUGCAAUUCGUCCAGGGAAAGACUCAACAGAAGAUAGUGUGGCACACUUACAAAGGAUUGGUAUUAUAAAUAUGUAUAGGACUCCAGAAAAUGCUCCGGUGACUGAGCUCAGGUUGGAUAACCAAGUGGCACUUUGGUUGCCCUCUAAGCCUGCUAAACAGGGAGAGAUUUUACAAGUUUAUGUCACGGUUGCAAAUAACUCAACAAUGGAUCAGUUCACUUUGAGGGCCAAGGUGAAAAAAGGUGUCAACAUUUUGAAUGUGAAGAUCAGUGACCCUCGACAGUGGGACAUUCAACAGGAGCUUGGAAACGGAGGAAAACAUUCUACCACUUCAGUUAUUUGUCAAAGAAUAGGACCAAGCCCCAGGAGCAGGUCUAACAAUCAGUUCAAUGAGGUCGUUCAAAUGAACUUUGAGAUCACCAGCUUCAGCAGCCUAUCUGGGACACAACCAAUUUCGUGGCAGGUAGAAUAUCCCGGGAAAGGCACAUCAGAUGUUAUCCUCUCAGAAAUUUUUAUCAGUCAAAAGGACCUGGUCGGAAUUGUUCCACUAUCCAUGGACACAGAGAUUUUGAAUACAGCCAUUCUCACUGGAAAGACGGUAGCAGUUCCAGUCAAAGUAGUUUCAGUUGAAGAAAAGGGAUAUGUUUCGGACAUUUCAGAACUGGUCGAGUGUAAGUCUUCUGAUGAAGAUGUCGUAAAAGUUUCAGAGAGAUGUGACUAUGUUUUUGUCAAUGGGAAGGAAAUGAAAGGCAAGGUUGACGUACUGGUGAACUUCACGUAUCAGUAUCUGAGCGCCUCUCUGCAGAUAACCAUCUGGGUUCCACGGCUGCCUCUCCAAAUAGAUAUAUCUGACACUGAACUCAGUCAGAUCAAAGGCUGGAGAGUGCCCAUCAUUGCCAACAGAAGACCUACAAGAGACAGUGAUGAUGACGAGGAGGAUGAACGCAGAGGAAGGGGAUGUUCUUUGCAAUACCAGCAUGCAAUGGUUCGUGUUCUUACCCAGUUUGUAGCAGAGGACCCAGGUCCUUCUGGCCAGCUUGUAUUCUUGCUGGCUCCUGAUUGGCAGUUUGAUGUAACAGACUUGGUGACAGAUUUCAUGAAACUGGAAGAGCCUCAUAUAGCAAAACUUCAAGAUGGAAGGCUUUUGAUUGGCCGAGAAGUUGGGAUGACAACAAUACAAGUGAUGUCCCCUCUUUCCGAUUCCAUCCUGGCAGAAAAGACAGUGACAGUACUGGAUGACAAAGUGACAAUAACAGAUCUCGGAGUGCAGCUUGUCUCUGGACUGUCACUCCAUCUUCAGUCUAGCACAGCAAAUAACAAGGCUAUUGUUGCAACCUCAACAGCUCUGGAACUUCUGCAUAACCCCAAACAGGAAGCUGUUGUCAGUACAUGGGUACAGUUUAGUGAUGGGUUAGUAACACCACUUGACAUCUAUGAUUCCAAGGAUUUUUCCAUCUCUGCUACUUCAUUGGAUGAAAAAAUAGUGUCUACACACCAGAGCAGUUUGCUAAAAUGGCCCAUUGUGAUAGCAGAAGGUGAAGGACAAGGACCAUUGAUCAAAAUUGAUCUGAUGAUCUCUGAGGCUUGCCAAAAAUCAAAGAGAAAAAGUGUUCUUGCAAUCGGACAUGGUUACAUCAAAGUCAAAUUUGGACAGAAUGAUGCCAAUCCUCAAGUAAGCAGUGAUUACGAUGCAGAGGAAAUUGAAAAUCACACAAGUGACCGCAGGCAAAAAGUGUCUGAUCAUGAACGCUAUGGUACUGAUGGAAGGUAUGAUGGAUCUUUGGAACGUGAUAAGAGUGCCAUAAGAAAAGGAAGUACAACAGUUAGAUCAGUAUUAAACAGUAGAGUGGAUGGAGGUAGGCUUUCUGAUGAUAGUCCACUGCAGAACAUUCCCAUAGAUUUUACCAAUUUCCCCGCCCAAGUAGACUUACCAAAAAAUAAUGAGGAAAUCGAAGAUAAUGACCUUGUUCAUGCACCAAGAGGAUUGAGUGAUCUUGAGAUUGGAAUGUAUGCUUUGCUUGGUGUAUUCUGCCUUGCCAUAUUAGUUUUCCUAAUUAACUGUGCAACGUUUGCCCUUAAAUAUAGACACAAACAAAUACCAAUAGAAGGGCAAACUAACAUGACACACUCCCAUGACUGGGUUUGGCUUGGCAAUGAGACAGAACUUCUAGAGAGUACACCAGAUGUAUCUCCUCAACAAGAUGAACAUACUACUAUUAUAGACAGAGGAAUAAAUCUUGAAGAGAGUCAUCACCUCAUCAAUGGUAAGAAUGUGCAGAGCCAGAUACAUCGGUCAGCUGAGGACAUGGAGAAAGCUUUGAAAGAGAAAAAAAAUGAACCUUUACAUUCACCAACAUCAAAAAGGAAGCGAGUAAAAUUCACAACCUUUACAACUAUUCCAGCUGAUGACAGUUGCCCAACUGUGAACUCAUUAUUGACAGCUAAUGAGGAUGACAUUAAAUGGGUGUGUCAGGAUAUGGACUUGGGAGAAUCAAAGGAACUCAGAAACUAUAUGCAACAGUAUAAAGAAUAAACAGAACUUAUUUGGUUGUUGCAAUAAGUUAACCUCAAAUUUUGAUGCCUUCAGUUUUUAUUGGUCGUGGCGAAAUAUAUAAGAACCUCUUGGACUCUCAACUUGAAACUAUUGAGAUUCUUCAAUGUAUAUGUUUUAAGAAAUGCACAUAUGCCAUAUUAAAUGUAGGCUAUGGUCCAGUAACAGUUUCCAGCUAAAAAAAAAAUAGAUGGUUUUAAAAAAAACUCAGAUCGAGUCAGCAGGCAUAUGUUUAGAUUAAUUAAUAAGGCGUGUGGAAUUUAUGUAAAGGAGUUACCAAAAAUUAUUUGUUAAAAAAAUAAAACAUUAAUAAUUAUAAUAAAAAAAGAAAAAAUAGAAAACUAGUUGAAAAAUAAGAUUUUAUAUUUCUAAUAAAAUGCAGUUAAAAGACUGGGAAAAAAAAUAUUUUUCGGAAUUUCAAGAUAAUUCUAUAUAUCAUUCCCCUAGUGAUGUGCCAAAGCCAGAGACAGAAGAAACACUAAAGUUGUAUUGAGUAUUUUGAGGUAUCAUUAAUGCUUAUACCUUAUAAUUCAUGCAUAUACCAUAGUACACAUUUGUCUAUCACAGUCUUCCCUAUUAAAAAUGCAUGGAAAGAAAAGUAAGAUAAAAAAUUGUAAUUAUUUUUGUAUUAUAAAUUGAGUGCACAACUGUGUACUAACGUAAGCUUACUUUUCCAUCAAGGUGCCUAUAUUUAGAAAGCCCUCUACAGGAAAAUACCGGUAUAGCAGGGGAUGAGAAAAUUCACUACAGACCACUGACUCCUGAGCAAGUAUAAUGCUCAAAUCUAUUGCAAUUACAAGCCAUGUAUAAGGUGUUGCUAAUCUGGCAUUUUAUUUAAUAUGUGCACAUAUUUAUUUAAUUAACAAAGGUCAACAAAAAUUAUAUUAAUGAGAAUAGGGUACUAACGAUCUGGGAGCUAUGACGCUGCAUUGUUCUUGCAGGUAAGAUGCUCUUAGAUGUGGAUUCCAAUCAGUAUGAUUUUAUAAAAUAUACAGACUACAGUGUUUUUGUUGAAAGAGAGAAAGAAACACUAGCACAGAGCAAAUUAUAUAAAUAUAUCAUAUGUGAAUGUUUCACAGUAUCUUUUUGAUUUCAUGUAUCUUCCAGAUUUACCGUUCUCCAUUUCCCAUCUAUGCUGAUUUAUUAGACAGGGUUGACAACCUCUACAGGGAAGGAUAGGCUCUCUCUGUAUCUGAUGACUAUUUGAUUUCAGUUUGUUAAGCCUAAUGCAGGAGCCUACAGAACUGGGCACGGUAUCCAUUGCGAUGAAGAAAACAUGUCUUAUAUGUACAGAACUCAAUUUUUGAUGGGACUACAUCGAUUCAUAUGGUGGAAUGUAUGAACAUAAGGGAUGUAACUCGGCAUGAUUCUGAAAAGACUAUCUUUAGACUCCCAGUGAAGUUUUUUUUCACUCAUCUCUGGUGGAUAUAAAGAAGUACUUAUAUAUUUUACUAUAUAUGGAUUACAGAGGGACUGAGAUUUAUGGAAAGUUUAGUCAUAAAAAAAAUUACAAUAUUUUUUCAAAAUUACAUUACAACGUAUUCAGACUCUCCCCUAGUCUUCAAUCCUUUAAGAACUCUCUCCAAAACUCAUCUUUUUAGGAAUGCUUACGGCCUCCCAGAGUAACUUCUCUCUCUUAAUCCUUCUUGCUCUCUGCUAAAGUGCCACACUCCACUCUCACCUCCAGUUCUGCUACUUUCCCACCUUGUCUAUUUUCUGUCUCCCUCAAUACCCUUCCUUUUGUGUUUUUAUACCCUACCUCCUCUAGACUGUAAGCUCGUUUGAGCAGGGUCCUCAACUACUUAUUGUUCCUGUUACACAUUGUUAUUGUAUCAUUUGGUAAAUUCCCCUUUUAUUGUAAAGCGCUGCGCAAUAAGCUGGCACUGUAUAAAUACCAAUAAUAAUAAUAAUAAUGAUAAUAAUAUUCCACUUUAUUGUUAAAUUUACAGCCAUAUCGUAGUUUACAUUUAAAGUCUUUGACACAGAUUAUGGUACUUUCAAGGUACAGUAAGUUAAUGUCUGUCUGUAUUCUUGUUGCAGCUCUCUCUAAUGCAGAGAAAAUUAAUAUCCUGAGAAUAUCUAAGUUAAUGAAAACGUGUUAUUAAUUAUGUGGCAAAUCACUGUUCUUCCCAAUGUUAUUUAGAAAUCAGCACUUAUAAGUCAGGCACCACAAUAGUGUGGACAUCUGUUCACACAUCUACUAAUUAAAUGCCUCUUCCAUUGUGUUCAUAUGCAGUAGAAGGAAUAGCCUGUGGCCACUUAACUGGUUUUAGGUUCCUUAAACAAAAAGAGGAAAA